AUGGAAGCAAAAUUCUUCAGCGAAGACGAAUACUGGGAAACGGAAAAGAUCGAAGAAGCGCCCGCACCUUAUGUGGAGUCAAUCACGAAAAAUAUAAAUGAACUCAGGUGUUCAUUCAAUUGCGAAUAUCAAAUAAUUGUCAAACCCACAAUUGGCGAGAACCCUAGUUAUGACAAGGGCUACUGUUCUUUUGAUAACCUUAAUGUGUUCAAUGAAGCAUAUCGUGUUAUAGAAGGGCUCGAUUGUUGUAAGAAGAAAUGUCGGUCAGCAAAGGACAUUCAAACAGUGAUUGAUAAGUUAUAG
Entamoeba invadens IP1 is the source of this 303-nucleotide messenger RNA. RefSeq lists its product as hypothetical. Lineage: Eukaryota; Evosea; Mastigamoebida; Endamoebidae. The coding region runs from base 1 to 303 and encodes 100 amino acids. The record is from RefSeq and is a predicted model, not a curated record. The transcript has a single exon.